AUUCAAACUAUGGAGACUCAGAGUAAGAGACUCAAAAAUGAAUCUAUUGGCUCGAACUACACUUUCAGAGACAAGGAAGGCAGACUUAUGAACACGAAUGAGAAAGGUAGCUCUACUGAUAGAGAUCCACAUGAUGAGUAUGAAUCUGAAACAUUUGACAGAGAAGAUGAGAGGGAUUCUUCCUCACAAUCCCAGACAAACGAAGAACAGCCAUCGAUGAUUACAGAAUCUGAACUGAAAAGUAUUGACCUCAAUGUUCUAGGAGAGUGAUAUGUUCCCUCCUCAGACCUCUUUAGUGACAGUAAAGAAAAUGACAUAAAUGAAGAGAAUGAUGGUGAGGUUUCACAACAAAGUCAAACAGAAAACCAUCCAAAAACAAAUACAAGAAAUUAUGAAAUCAUUAAUAAGAGGAAUAAAGAUGGAGAGAAGAUUAAUUCUAUGGACUCUCAAAAGAUCAAUUCUAUGCUUCAGAAGUCUAUUGAUAACUUCAUCUAUGAGACUGAAGACAUACUUCGAUCUAAGCCACCAUCAAAAGCAGGGUAUAACACAAAUUCUGGGAAAGGACACCAAGAUCAAGCUGAAUUUGAGAAGAAUAUCAGGAAUUAUAAUUCACAACAACCAAAUAUGCCAAGAAGUUUAUCUCAAAAAUAUAAUUAUAAGAAGGCUCCUAUUGGAGAUCCUGAUGUGAAGUAUGUUCAUGCAAGCCCGAUGAACAGUGGAUCAAAGAGAUUUGUAUAUAAGAAGAGACCACAAAUGCAUCCAACACCCCCUCGAUCUCAAAAUACAGUUAGUAGAAGACCUGAGAAUUACCAAUACUCAUCAUUGUUAAAUCCCCAUCCUUCAAAUGGAGAUGUGUAUUAUGUUCAGCAUCAGGAUGGAGUAAAGCAAAAUCACCAUUAUUCAUUCAAUGGGCCAAGAAGGUCGGAACAACACCAAGAUAAGUACAUUCUGCAACAGCCUGGAGGUAUUUUCCACAAUGGGAAUAAUCCUAGUUAUGAUGAGAAUGCUCUACCUUCAAAUUUGAACAGGAAUAUGCCCUUUAGCCACCAAAACUUGCAGGGAAAUAACUUUUCUCCUGAGUUCCAGAACCCAAAUGAUGAGCCAGAGUAUGAACCUAAUGUACAAAAUCCAAGAAUAGGCACCUCGAUGACCCCGAUCAAUCAUUCUAUCAAAGCUACUGUAUCAACAGGGCAGAUUCAUAAAAAUCGACCUGUAGCUGCAAACUAUCAUGAGAAUAAAUCUAUCGAAUUAGACUACUACAGGAAUUCUUCUUCCCAAAAGACUCCUUUUAAUAACACUCAUAAUAAAAGGAGGUCGAACCAAACCAUCCAAGAGGAACAAGAGAGCAGGGAGAGCCCAGAAGAGAGUAAGAUUCAAACCUCUCACCACAAAAAUUACCCAGAAAGAUCUGGUGAUCAGAUGGAAGAAGGAUUUGUAGCUGAUGAAACUGUGUAUACCUCCAACCCUGGAGUCAGCAGGGCUCAAGGCCCUGAUGACUUCCAAAGUGCGAGGAAGACCCAAGUCCAACAGAAGCAUUUCGACUCUUUCUCCAACAAGCUUGGAGAUUUCUCUAAGGAGGAGUCGCCUGAGCCGAAAAAUGCAAAUCUACAUUUUGUGCUGAUGAAUCUCCAGGAGAUUUUAGCCAGGAAUAAGAUCCCUGUGAAUCAAAAUCCUAGUGAUAGUUCUCCAGAUACCAUUAUCAAAAUAGUCGAGACUAUCUCUCAUGAGCUUCGGCUCAAGAGAGAUAGAGUCGAGAUACUUGAAAAUGAAGAUAUAGAGAAAACCAAAACACUUGAUUUACUUAAGGACAAGAAUGAUGAUCUCAUGAAAGCCCAUCAGAAACUCCAAAGAAGGUACGACGAACAGGACCAAGAGCUUGAACAAAUUUUGAGAGGCAGAGAAAAUGAACUAGAAGAGUUCCGUGAAAAAGAAGAUGCUGAGAAGCAGGAACUUCAGUAUGAAAUAGAGAAUUUGCAGAGCAGGAAUAAACUACUUGAGAGGAACUAUAAUGAGAUGGAAAAUGAGCUAGCUAUUACUAAUAAGAAUCUAAACAACUUUAGGGCUGAAAAUGACAAUCUACGGUACAAACUUAGACAAAAGGAAGACUCUAUCUUUCAAAAUAAGCUAAUCAAGGAUAAGGCAAAUUCAAGUUUUGAAGUUGAAACGAAUCAUCAGAAUAUUCUAUUCUACCAAAGAAAGGAAGAAGAAAAGGCUAAUAACCGUAAUCCGAUUUAUACAGAAGAAUCAGAGGACUUUUCUAGAGAAGGAGGGUCUGGUGAUAAGAAAUUCAAGAUGCAGAAAGGAGAGAUUUUUGAUCAGUAUAACCCCUCUAAAGAAAUUAGAGAGAUUCAUAAGUUCUUUAAAGAUAUGAAUGAGCUCUUCUGACCAUAUAAAGACUGAGACCAUGAUGAGCUUAUGGAAAUCAUCAAGGAGAAAUAUGGAAUUUUACUACAGAGCGAAGACCUGAUUGGAUUGAAAACACAAUUAGAGAUCAUACUUGGACUUCCCAAAAACUGUGCUAAGCAUUUAAUUCUCAAUAAAAUCAAAAAUAUGGUGACUAGCAACAAUGGUGCUGGUAGCUCUCCAGAAAUUGGUAUGUCAAUAGAAGAUACAGAAAAGUUAAACAACUCUGAGCUCCUGGUAGAGAUAAAUAUGCUUUUUGAUUCAAUAAAAUCAUCUCUAAAACUACCAAAGACCACUAACUACACACAAUGCUUGAAAGCAAUGAAGAAGAUAGUAUCCAAGAGAACAUUCAAAGCCAAUGAUCGCCACGAGAAGCGUAAAACAAAGAACAAGUAUCAUGCCUCAAAGGUUGCUCUAAACAGUACCAAAAUUGACUUGUCAAAGAAUCUGAGCUUCAAGAAGAAAGCUUCUCCUAGCAGAGAGAUCAGCCCUGCUGCAAUGUAUUCUGGCCCUUCUUCAGCAAGAAACAAUUCAAAGUAUUCUAAAAUAGUAUAUCCUUCUGUGCCAUUUGGAGAGGUACCUACUACCAGGUUACAACCGACUCAAAAAAUCAAGAGGCCGAAAAGGGCCAAGAAGGGUUCUACAAGCACAAGUGUUCAGAAGAGGUCUCCGAUAAUAAAGAAGACAAAAGCUGUUAAGUAAUUAUACAUCCAGGUCAAUAUUCCUGCAGAA
Molecule: messenger RNA, 3135 nt
Organism: Moneuplotes crassus
Lineage: Eukaryota; Ciliophora; Spirotrichea; Euplotida; Euplotidae
Source: the annotation of a GenBank genome assembly